AUGUUUGUUUGGGCCAAAAUAAAGGGUACACCAGUUAUGUGGCCUGGAAAGAUUAUGCACAAGGGCCAGAUUGCCGCCGGUGUAUAUAUAAACUUUGAUGAUUCUGUGUUCACUGUAAAACUGUCAGAAAUUGUACCUUUCAAUGAAAAUAUGUCGAAAUUACGGCAAGCAGCAAUUGACAUGUUACUUAAGAAGGGAAAAUUAAAUUCAUUACAAUGCUUUAUGGAUGAUGUACAAUGGGCUUUAGAUGAAGGCCUCAAAAAUAAACACGCCACUGACGCAGAAGUCACUGAUAAUAGUGAAGUACUGAUAACUACAGAUGUCACUGAUAAUGGUGCACUGAAAACUAAAGAUGUAUCUAAUAAUCGCGACGUACCUACAAAUACAGAUGUCAGUAAUAACAUUGGGGUACUAAAAACUACAAAUGCCACUGAUAAUGGUGUACUGAAAACUAUAGAUGAGACCGACAUUGGUGUACUGAAAACUGCAGAUGUCACUAAUAAUUGCGAGGUAUUCAUAAAUACCGAUUUCACUGAUAAUGGUCAAUUACUGACAACUAAAGAUGUCACUGAUAAUGUUAAAGUACCGAGAAAUGCAGACGUCACUGAUAAUGGUGCACUGAAAACUAAUAAUGGUAAAGUACUGAUAAAUACAGAUGUCACUGAUAAUGGUGAAUUAAUGAUAACUACAAAUAUUACUGAUAAUGAACCGUUACUGGAAACUAUAUAUGUCACUGAUAAUGGUGUAUUGAAAACUACAGAUGUCCCUAAUAAUGGUAAAGUACUUAUAAGUACAGAUGUCACUGGUAAUGGCGAGGUACUGAUAAAUACAGAUGUCAAUGAUAAUGGUCAAUUACUGAAAACUACAAAUAUUACUGAUAAUGAACCGUUACUGGAAACUAUAUAUGUCACUGAUAAUGGUGCACUGAAAACUAAAGAUGUCCCUAAUAAUGGUAAAGUACUGAUAAAUACAGAUGUCAAUGAUAAUGGUCAAUUACUGAAAACUAUAUACGUCGCUGAUAAUGGUGAAUUGAAAACUACAGAUGUCAAUGAUAAUGGUCAAUUACUGAAAACUAUAUAUGUCGCUGAUAAUGAUGAAUUGAAAACCACAGAUAACAAUGAUAAUGGUCAAUUACUGAAAACUAUAUAUGUCGCUGAUAAUGGUGUAUUGAAAACUUCAGAUGUCGCUGAUAAUUCUGCACUGAAAACUACAGAUGUCACUGAUAAUUCUGCACUGUACAGAAAAAUACAGAUGUUAUUGAUAAUGGUCAAUUACUGA
This is a messenger RNA of Lottia gigantea (owl limpet), 1278 nucleotides long. RefSeq lists its product as hypothetical. The transcript is spliced from 4 exons. The coding region runs from base 1 to 1278 and encodes 425 amino acids. The record is from RefSeq and is a predicted model, not a curated record. NCBI's taxonomy places the organism in Eukaryota, Metazoa, Mollusca, Gastropoda, Lottiidae.